AUGUUAAAUAAGUAUACUUUGGCAUUUAAAGACGGAAUCUUAGAAUAAAAAUACUAGGACUUCUAAUUACAGCAAAAGAGGAAGCCAUUACUGUAAAAAAUCAUUUUUACCACAUUUCUUGUAGUAAUAACAAAAUUAAUUUCCUCCAUAAUAAACUUUAGUUUAAAGGAGAUAUAUUUUACAAUUGGAUACUUAGGAGCCAAUAUAGGUCUGAUUUUGAUUUUUAAAUUUUAACCACAAUGGAUUAGGUGGGUGCUGAUGAUGAUCAACUAUAUACUUUUAUAUGUGUAUUCUGAAUCUGAUGAAGGGAGAACACAAUACCAAUAUUAACUUGCCUCAGCUUUGAUUAUUUCCUUCUAGUUUAUAGUAAUGAGAACUGGAGAAUUUAUUGAUACUUUGGUCCAGGUGGUUUCAUUCUACUCAUUUUAUUUUAUCUGCCUAUUACUUUACCAACCCAGUUUUUCUCUUUCAGUAGCACUCUCAACAUUUUUAGUUGCAUUUUUACUGAUAAUAACAUUUUAUGAAAAUGUUUCUGCUGAAAGAUCAAAGUUCUAGCUUACAAUAGUAGAUGAUAAAUGGGAGGAAGUUCUUUAAAAUUUAAUUGUUGAACCUUGCGUGCUGUUCAGUUUUAAUUAUUUAAAUAGCUCUUUUAUUUUUAAGAGGUCUAUUGAUUUUAUGUUGAAAAUAGAGACAACUGAUUAAUUAAAAUGGUUCUUGAGAAAUUCAAAGGUGAACUAGGAUAAAAAAAAAAUAAAUUUAGAAGAUUUUAUAUAUAAAAAGGUGAAAGAAUUAGAAAUUGAUCAUAAGUAACUUUGGAACCAAAAAGUGACUAUUUAUUAUGAAAAAAAAGUUCAGGAUGUCUAUUACUCAAUAUUAUAGGGGACAUCUCCUAUAGUACUAAUCAAAGUGAAGCAAUUGAAGUUUUAAAUCAAUGAAAAAGAUUCAGAUAUAGAAAAUUAGUAUUAAUACAAAUACAAAAUGCUGAUCAAGAGUAUUCUACACCAAUUAAGAUUGGUUGGUUAAUUCUAAUUUCCUGCUCUAACUGCCAUAUUUAAGAUUAUUAUGUAUCAUCACUUACUUGAAAAGCUUGAAUACAAAUAAUUUACGUAGAUUAAAAUAGACAAAAUUGUUAAUUAAUUGAGAUUAGUCUAUCCUUAGAAGCAAAUAUCUGUUGAAAGCCUUUAAGUGGGAUCUCCAGUCUUUGGGUAAAGAGAUUCAUUAUGUUUGAUUUUGAUGGAAGUUUUCGAAACCAUGUUAUCAAACCAAAUUCAUAUAAAAGUAACCAGUUAAUAUAGCUCAACCUAAUUGCAAAUUUAUGGAAUCCUCAAUGAAAGAGCGAAGGAAAAAUUAAAAUCCAGACUUCUUAAUUACUAAAAAACCUUGGAGAUUGUUGAUAUUACUGAUUUAUGUAUUAAGAUAUAUAUAAUGAUUUAGGUGUUAUUUUGACUAUUACUUACGAAGUGCAAUCUUUGGAUUGGGUGAUAAAGCAAUGA
Molecule: messenger RNA, 1493 nt
Organism: Paramecium octaurelia
Lineage: Eukaryota; Ciliophora; Oligohymenophorea; Peniculida; Parameciidae
Source: the annotation of a GenBank genome assembly